AUGGGAGAAGAAUACAUCGGAAACCUCAACGGGCGUGCGUUUUCCACCGCGGGCCCUGCUCCAGCCACCUUUGUAAGCUGCGGUGCCCGCGUCCUGCUGCCCCGAACGGCGAGGGAGGUCCCCCGCGUCCCCGCAGCGGGCACAGCGCUCGUCCCUGGCGCUGGCGGCGCCCUCCUAGGCCCGCCCACCGGAUCCUCGGGGACCUCCCUCCGCAGGAGGCGUUGUCAGGGUGAGGACACAGCAGGGCCCAGCCAGUUCCCCAAGGUGACCUUAUAUCCAGCUCAGCCACCAGCUACCACUCCAGAUUCAGAGUUACGACUACGAACUUCCCCCCAUGAAGCUAUGUGGGGGAAAGCCCUAGUAACAUAUGACCUUGAGACAACAAUCUCCUCAUCAAUUCGACAAGCAGGAAUAAUUCAGGCUUUGCAGAAUUUGGGACUCUGCCAUAUUCUUUCUGUCUAUUUAAAAGGAUUAGAUCAUGAAAAUAAAGAGUGCUGUGCUGAACUACAGGAACUUUAUUACCAAGCAGCAUGGAGGAAUAUGCAGUGGGAUCACUGCAGUUCUGUCAACAAAGAUAUAGAAGGAACCAGUUACCACGAAUCAUUGUUUAACGCUCUGCAGUCUCUAAGAGACAAAGAAUUCUCCACAUUUUAUGAAAGUCUCAAAUAUGCCAGAGUAAAAGAAGUGGAAGAGUUGUGUAAGGGUAGCCUCGAGUCUGUGUAUUCACUCUACCCCACACUUAGCAGAUUGCAGGCCAUCGGAGAGCUGGAGAACAUUGGGGAGCUUUUCUCAAGAUCAGUCACAGAUGGACAACUCUCUGAAGUAUAUAUGAAGUGGCGGAAACACUCCCAGCUUCUCAAGGAUAGUGAUUUUAAUUUUCAGGAGCCUAUCAUGGCUCUACGCACAGUCAUUUUGGAGAUUCUGAUGGAAAAGGAAAUGGAGAAUCCCCAAAGAGAAUGUUUUAAGGACAUUCUCACCAAGCACCUUGUAGAACUCUCUAUACUUGCUCGAACUUUCAAGAAUACCCAGCUCCAUGAAAGGGCAAUAUUUCAAAUUAAACAGUAUAAUUCACCUAGUUGUGGAGUCUCUGAGUGGCAACUGGAGGAAGCACAAGUGUUCUGGGCAAAAAAGGAGCAGAGUCUUGCCCUGAAUAUUCUCAAGCAAAUGAUCAAGAAGUUGGACGCCAGUUGUACAGAGAAUGAUCCCAGCCUAAAACUUAUAUACACAGAAUGUCUGAGGGUUUGUGGCAACUGGUUAGCAGAAACUUGCUUAGAAAAUCCAGCAGUCAUCAUGCAGACCUAUCUAGAAAAGGCAGUGGAAGUUGCUGGACAUUAUGAUGGAGAAAGCAAUGAUGAGCUCAGAAAUGGAAAAAUGAAGGCAUUUUUGUCAUUAGCACGGUUCUCAGAUACUCAAUACCAGAGAAUUGAAAACUACAUGAAAUCAUCUGAAUUCGAAAACAAGCAAGCUCUCCUUAGAAGGGCCAAAGAGGAAGUGGGCCUCCUUAGGGAACAUAAAAUUCAGACCAACAGAUACACCGUAAAGGUUCAGCGAGAGCUGGAGCUAGAUGAAUGUGCACUCCAUGCACUGAAAGAGGAUCGUAAACGCUUCUUAUGUAAAGCAGUUGAAAAUUAUAUCAACUGCUUAUUAAGUGGAGAAGAACAUGAUAUGUGGGUAUUCCGACUUUGUUCUCUCUGGCUUGAAAAUUCUGGAGUUUCUGAAGUUAAUGGCAUGAUGAAGAGAGAUGGAGUGAAGAUCCCAUCGUAUAAAUAUUUGCCUCUUAUGUACCAACUGGCGGCUAGAAUGGGAACCAAGAUGAUGGGAGGCCUAGGGUUUCAUGAAGUCCUCAAUAAUCUCAUCUCUAGAAUUUCAGUGGAUCACCCCCAUCAUACUUUGUUUAUUAUACUGGCCUUAGCAAAUGCAAACAAAGAUGAAUUUUUGACCAAACCAGAGGCAGUAAGAAGGAGUAAAAUAACUAAAAAUGCACCUAAACAAAGCUCUCAGCUUGAUGAGGAUCGAAUGGAGGCUGCAAACAAAAUCAUCUGUACAAUCAGAAGUAGGAGACCUCAGAUGGUCAAAAGUAUUGAGGCACUUUGUGAUGCUUAUAUUAUAUUAGCAAACUUAGAUGCCACUCAGUGGAAGACUCAGAGAAAAGGCAUAAAUAUUCCAGCAGACCAGCCAAUUACUAAACUCAAGAAUUUACAAGAUGUUGUUGUACCUACUAUGGAAAUUAAGGUGGACCCCACUGGAGAAUAUGGAAAUCCGGUUACUAUACAGUCAUUUAAAGCAGAAUUUCGCUUAGCAGGGGGUUUAAAUUUACCAAAAAUAAUAGAUUGUGUAGGUUCUGAUGGCAAAGAAAGGAGACAGCUUGUCAAGGGCCGUGAUGACCUGAGACAAGAUGCUGUCAUGCAGCAGGUUUUCCAGAUGUGUAAAACAUUACUACAGAGGAACACUGAAACUAGGAAGAGGAAAUUGACUAUUUGCACAUAUAAGGUGGUUCCCCUGUCUCAGCGAAGUGGUGUUCUUGAGUGGUGCACGGGAACUGUCCCUAUUGGUGAAUUUCUUGUUAACAAUGAAGAUGGUGCUCAUAAAAGAUACAGGCCAAAGGAUUUCAGUGCCCAUCAAUGCCAGAAGAAAAUGAUGGAUGUGCAAAAGAAGUCUUUUGAAGAAAAAUAUGAAACCUUCAUGGAUAUUUGCCAAAAUUUUCAACCAGUUUUCCGUUACUUCUGCAUGGAAAAAUUCUUGGACCCAGCUGUUUGGUUUGAGAAACGAUUGGCUUACACUCGCAGUGUGGCCACUUCUUCUAUUGUUGGUUACAUACUUGGACUUGGUGAUAGACAUGUACAAAAUAUCUUGAUAAAUGAGCAGUCAGCAGAGCUUGUACAUAUAGAUUUAGGGGUUGCUUUUGAACAGGGUAAAAUUCUUCCUACUCCUGAAAGAGUUCCUUUUAGACUCACCAGAGAUAUUGUGGAUGGCAUGGGUAUAACUGGUGUUGAAGGUGUCUUUAGACGAUGCUGUGAGAAAACUAUGGAAGUUAUGAGAAACUCUCAGGAAACUCUGUUAACCAUUGUAGAGGUCCUUCUGUAUGAUCCACUCUUUGACUGGACUAUGAAUCCUUUGAAAGCUUUGUAUUUACAGCAGAGGCCAGAAGAUGAAACUGAGCUCCACUCCACUCUAAAUGCAGAUGACCAAGAAUGCAAAUGAAAUCUCAGUGAUAUUGACCAGAGUUUCAACAAAGUAGCUGAACGUGUCUUGAUGAGACUGCAAGAGAAACUGAAAGGAGUGGAGGAAGGCACCGUGCUCAGUGUGGGUGGACAAGUGAAUUUACUCAUACAGCAGGCCAUGGAUCCCAAAAAUCUCAGCCGACUUUUCCCAGGAUGGAAAGCUUGGGUGGGAUCUUCAGCAUAUACCUUACCCUUGAAUUCAACCUUUAGAAAUUAUAUUUCAGUCUUCAAUUUUAACCCACCCAUGUACUUUGAAUAG
Messenger RNA from Cynocephalus volans (Philippine flying lemur), 3480 nucleotides. Its product is annotated as serine-protein kinase ATM-like. Gene Ontology annotation, biological process: DNA repair. The transcript is spliced from 23 exons. The record is from RefSeq and is a predicted model, not a curated record. Lineage: Eukaryota; Metazoa; Chordata; Mammalia; Dermoptera; Cynocephalidae. Gene Ontology annotation, molecular function: protein serine/threonine kinase activity; protein binding.